Molecule: messenger RNA, 879 nt
Organism: Dendrobium catenatum
Lineage: Eukaryota; Viridiplantae; Streptophyta; Magnoliopsida; Asparagales; Orchidaceae
Product: sigma intracellular receptor 2
Exons: 2
Coding region: 38-616 (192 amino acids)
Cellular component (GO): endoplasmic reticulum
Source: RefSeq, a predicted model, not a curated record
UCCACAUAUAGAAAUCCAAUGCUAAUGGCCCAGUUCUAUGAAUUUGAACUUCAUUUCAUCGACGUCGUCGUUUCCACCGCUUCCGAAAGGAAACGCCCGCAUCUGCAAAUCUGUAAUGGGAUUUGUAUCCGGUGCCGUCGAUGCCGUCAUCGUGCUUUUCUCGGCGGUGCUGAUUCUGGCGGCGCCGCUGAUAGACGGGCAAAUCUGUCUACCUGCUCGGUUCUACCAUCCGGCGUUGAUCGAUCUCAAGCGCUGGUACGUCGAGGAGUUCGGAGACUACUUGUCCAAAGAGAAACCUCACUUCUUUGUUGGCCUUGCUUGGAUUGAAAUCGUCCUGCUCUGGCCUCUCUCGAUCGCCAAUGUAUAUGGGAUACUUGCCCGUCGGCCCUGGGUUGCUACCACCUCAUUAAUGGCCGGAGUCUCUAUCAUCACUUCCAUGGCUGCACUGAUGGCAGAGCUUCUGGGUUCUGGUAGAUCAUCAGAUAAACUGCUGCAGAUAUACUCCCCAUUUGUAGCUUUCUCAGUUUUGGCAAUCCUAAAGGGACUCUUCUCUGGACCUCUCCAAACAGUUACCAAGCCAUCACAAGCACCCUUUGCUAGGAAGAAGAGAGCUUAGUCACUUCGCAAAUCUGAUUACUUCUACUGCUUUUGAACUUAAUUUCUGGUGGAAAAUGGGCAAGAUCUCUAAUCUUUUUUCCCCUAGAAAUUUACAGUCUUAAUGUAUGCUGUUGAAUUUGUUGAGAGCUCAGUUGAGAGGCUUGAGACUCAUAAUUGUUCCUUUUAUGUGAUAUUAGUUUUGUCAGACUAUCCUUCACAGGAAGAGCACCAUGCCUUGUCAAUCUUGUUUGCUUUUGCAUCUAAUUUAGGCUUCAUUUGAGA